Molecule: messenger RNA, 453 nt
Organism: Pistacia vera
Lineage: Eukaryota; Viridiplantae; Streptophyta; Magnoliopsida; Sapindales; Anacardiaceae
Product: thymidylate kinase-like
Exons: 5
Coding region: 1-453 (150 amino acids)
Biological process (GO): dUDP biosynthetic process; dTTP biosynthetic process; dTDP biosynthetic process
Cellular component (GO): nucleus; cytosol; mitochondrion
Molecular function (GO): dTMP kinase activity; ATP binding
Source: RefSeq, a predicted model, not a curated record
AUGGCCUUACCUCUCUCCUCCUUGCGGGACGUGGCUGCAUCCAGAUGGGCAAUGGUGGAAAGUAAACUGAAAGUUGGCACUACUCUAAUUCUUGACCGUUGUUCUUAUUCUGGGGUGGCUUUCUCAUCUGCCAAAAGAGUUGAUGUCGAAUGGUGUAAGGCCCCAGAAUUUGGGUUGCUAGCUCCAGAUUUGGUACUCUACCUUGACAUACCACCAGAGAAAGCUGCUGAAAGAGGAGGCUAUGGAGGUGAGAGAUAUGAUCACCUCGAGUUUCAAAAGAAAGUAGCCCAAUGCUAUCAGAUCCUCUGUGAUUCAUCUUCCUCAGAAUCAGAGUAUAUAAUAAACGCCUGUCAAGCCAUAGAGGAUGUCGAGAAAGAGCUGCAAGAUAUUGUUCUCGAUCAUGCCUUGACUUGCCGAGAAGGGAAACCCCCCUCCCUCCUUUGGUCACAUUAG